Messenger RNA from Neospora caninum, 729 nucleotides. Its product is annotated as Elongation factor 1-beta, related. Gene Ontology annotation, cellular component: eukaryotic translation elongation factor 1 complex; cytosol. Gene Ontology annotation, biological process: translational elongation. The coding region runs from base 1 to 729 and encodes 242 amino acids. Gene Ontology annotation, molecular function: translation elongation factor activity; guanyl-nucleotide exchange factor activity. The record is from RefSeq and is a predicted model, not a curated record. The transcript is spliced from 3 exons. Lineage: Eukaryota; Apicomplexa; Conoidasida; Eucoccidiorida; Sarcocystidae.
AUGGUGGUCCCCGAUUUCGGAAACCUGAAGAGUGACAUCGGCGUGGGGAAACUUAACGAGUAUCUCGCGUCUCGGUCCUUUAUCACAGGGUACACGGCCACCCAGGAUGACGCCAUCAUUUUUUCCAAGCUUCUCGGUGCGCCGAACGCGACGAAAUUCGUCGACGCCAGUCGGUGGUACCGCCAUGUCUCCCAUUUCUCCCCCGUUCAGAAGGCCGCGUGGCCCAAGGGGGAACUGACAGCAGAGAAGCCCAAGAAGGAGGAAGACGACGAUGAUAUUGAUCUCUUUGGCGAGGAUGAUGCCGACAAGGAGGCCGUGAAGAAGCUGGCCGAGUCGAAGAAAAAGGAGGCUGCGGGAAAGAAGAAGAAGGAGGUGAUUAACAAGUCUUCCCUUGUCAUUGAAGUCAAGCCCGCAGACGCGGACACCAGUCUGGAUGAGAUUGCCAAGCUGUGCAAGGAAAUUAACAUCGAGGGUGUCACCUGGGGCGAGGCUGUCAAGAAGGUUCCCGUCGCUUUCGGACUCUACAAGCUCCAGCUUUGCUGCACAAUCUUGGACGAUAUCGUGAACACGAACGAAAUCGUCGAUCAGAUCGAGGCACUGGGCAUGACUCCGGAGCAGUUGGAGAAGUUGGCGAAGCGCCAGGAGGGAGACGACGAGGACGAGGAGGAAGAUGAAGAAACAUACGGUCUCGUGCAGUCGGCAGAAAUCGUUUCCUUCAACAAGCUGUAA